This is a messenger RNA of Talpa occidentalis (Iberian mole), 2627 nucleotides long. RefSeq names its product microcephalin 1 (gene MCPH1). Gene Ontology annotation, molecular function: ubiquitin-protein transferase activity; zinc ion binding; DNA binding. The coding region runs from base 128 to 2620 and encodes 830 amino acids. Lineage: Eukaryota; Metazoa; Chordata; Mammalia; Eulipotyphla; Talpidae. Gene Ontology annotation, cellular component: nucleus. The transcript has 15 exons. The record is from RefSeq and is a predicted model, not a curated record. Gene Ontology annotation, biological process: DNA repair; mitotic cell cycle; cerebral cortex development.
CUGGGUCAGGGGGACCCGCCCCGCGGGCCCCGAACCCGCGUGUCCCCCCAGAGGGACCUUAGGUCAGAGGCCUCCCUGGGGAUGGAGGUCUGGGGUGUCGCCACAGGUUGGAGGCCCGGGGACCCCCAUGCGAGGUCUGGGGCUCCCCGAGGUAUCUGCUGUCUGGGAUCCCGGUGUGGUGGCCUACGUGGAGGUGUGGUCGGCCACCGGCGCGGAGAACUACUCCAGGGCGUUCGCAGAGCAGCUCGUGGACAUGGGGGCGAAGGUUUCAAAAACUCUGAACAAACACGUCACUCAUGUUGUGUUCAAGGACGGGUACCCCAGCACCUGGGAGCGGGCGCGGAGGACGGGCGCGAAGCUGGUCUCGGUGCUCUGGGUCGAGAAGUGCCGCACUGAGGGUGCCCACGUGGACGAGGCGCUGUUCCCCGCCGCCGACACCAGCAAGCACCUGCCUGGCCUGGUCAGGAGGAAGCGGAAAUGCAUGCAGCCCAAAGACUUUAUCCCGAAAACUCCCGAAAAUGACAAAAGACUGCAAAAGAAAUUUGAGAAGAUGGCUAAAGAGCUGCGGAGACAGAAAACGAGUCUAGAUGAGGUUCUUUUAUUUGAAUCUAAUGGCUCGUUGAUGUACAGCCCCUCGGGGGCUGCGGGCGGCGGCCACCACCUUGUGAUGGAGAAGCGGCUGCAGGAGAUGAAGGACAGGCGGGAAAACCUCUCCCCUACCUCUUCCCAAGUGACCGAGAUGUCCCGUGACGGCCAGGCCAGCUCUCCGUGCGGAGCAUCUGUGAACACCUCACAUGAUGAUUUGUGUUCAGAUGACUCCUUCGCCGGGGACCUGCACACGUCUUUUGAGGAGCUUUGUGGAACCUCGCGAGGAGGCCGGGAAGGGGAGCCCCGGGGAGCGGCCGGGGCCCCGAGUGUGCCGGGCACCCCCGGGGUCCCCACCCUGGUGUCCCCGCGCCCCCACCCGUGCCCCCACCGGCCGCCCGCGCUGCGGGGGUCCCCGCGUGACCAAGGCCGGGCGCGAGGACGCCGGCGGGGCGGCCCCAUCACCCCGGGCCGCCCCCGGGCCCGGCGGCCCCCCAAGGAGUCGCGGCUGCUCCCCGCGGACAGCGGCGCGGACACGGCCUUCGACGACUACUUCUCGCCCGCCAACCUGCGCGAGCGCCGCGCCGCGCCCCCGCCGCCCCCCGCGCCCCCCGCGCCCGGGCUCUCCCCGCUUGAGCGCGCGCUGGUGCUGGGGCGCAGCGACCUCUCGCGCAUCGGCAGGGCCCGCGCGGGGAGCCCCUUGCCCCCCGGCCCCGCAGAAGCCGCUGGCCCGGCCCCGCCGCCGCCCCGGGAGGGCCCCGCCCCGCAGGGGAGCCCCGAGGAUGCGGGAGCAGCCAUCGCCCCGCGGGGAGACCCGCCCGCCCAGGAGCCGCAGGAGCAGCCGGAGAGCCCGCCCGGAGGCGCCCCUGGAACGCUGACCCCCGGCCGGAGCCGGAGCCGGAGCCGCGCGGUGGCCGGUGGCCGGGCCAGGGCCGCCGCAGGGAGAAACUCAGGCCCCGAAGCCCAGAUCGCCCCUUCGUCUGCUAUGGAGCUUGUCCCCUGCCCUGGCCUCUGGUUCUGGUCACUGCGCGCCUGGGCGCUGCCAUUGGAACAGUGCGGGGCAGGGAAUUGGUGCCAGGCGGGGCUGCCCACCCUCAUCAUGCAAGCUGCUGCUGCCCUGGAAGGGGGCACUGCUUGGGGUGUCGAGGGAGGAAGGAAAGCGGCACAGAGACGGGGCAGGAGCAUAUGCGAUUCGACUGGAGGCGCAGUGCACAGGGGUUCUGGUGCGGCUCGCUGCUGGCCUCCAGCCCUGGGGUCUGACUGCUCUGCUCUCCCCUUGGUCUCAGGUGCUCCGGGCCGACCCAGGAGCCGGGACGCGCCGGGCAGCUGGCGGGAAGGCGCGCAGGACGGCGUCUGGCCUCUCGAGGAGCCGCGGGGCAUAGGGCGAGGCCCCAAGCCCACGAGAACCCUGGUCAUGACCAGCAUGCCGUCCGAAAAGCAGAACGUCGUCAUCCAGGUGGUGAACAGCCUGCAGGGCUUCGCGCUGGCCCGGGAAGUGUGUGACACCACCACCCACGUGCUGGCCGGGGCGCCCGGGCGCACCCUAAACGUGCUGCUGGGCAUCGCCCGUGGCUGCUGGGUGCUCGCCUACGAGUGGGUGCUGUGGUCGCUGGAGCUGGGCCGCUGGAUUCCCGAGGAGCCCUUCGAACUGGCCAGCCACUUCCCCGCAGCUCCUGUCUGCCGCCAGGAGCGCCUUCUCUCCGCGGGGCCGUACCGGGGAACCCUGUUUGCUGACCAGCCGUCCAUGUUCAUCGCCCCAGCCAGCACCCCCCCCAGGAGCAAGCUGCGGCAGCUGGUGCGCCUGUGCGGGGGCCGGGUGGUGUCCUCGCCUUGCCAGGCGGGCAUCCUCAUCGGGCCCUGCCGGGGACAGAGGACGGCGACUGCCCAGCACCUGUCGGAGAUGUGGAUCCUAGAAGCGUCGCUCGUGGGGAUGGGCAAGCAGGAGGCUUUCACGACAGAGAGGUGGCCCUUCCUGGCAGAGGCAGUGGGCAGCACCCGCAGGAAAGGUCCCCAGGGCUCUGCCACCCACUUGUGAUCCGAGG